AUGACACCACGCGACAGAGAAAUAUCUCCUCUCGCGCCGCAGUCUCACUCCUCUGGUUUUAUUCGAGAAGAAGCUAAAGAAGAAGACGCGUCGUCGUCGUCGUCUAAAUCGUCGAUGAAAUCGACGCUCAUUCAUCUCGGCCUGAACAGAUAUUUCUUCUUCGAAACCGUUGCAAACGCAUUCAUCACGCUCUUCACGUCCUCGAAGCAACCGCGCGGAGUACCAACCUUACCGCGGAUAUCGAAACUCUCCAAAAACGUCGUUCGAAUUCUCGGCGGGAAUCCGUCGCCGCUGACCUUGCAAGGCACGAACACGUAUUUAGUCGGCAGUGGGGAAAUUCGAUGGCUGAUCGAUGCGGGAGAUGGGAGGAAAAGGUGCCAGUACGGAAACGCGUUGCGCCUGGCGAUGCGGGAACAUAAAGUGAAACGGUUGCACGGAAUUUUGCUCACGCAUUGGCAUCCAGAUCACGCGUUUGGGGUGGACGUCGUGAGGAAGGCGUGCGGAGAUGCAAGGCUUCAGGCGUUUAAGAUGGUGAGGAAAGAGAAGGGCGAGAUGGCGGUGGCGAGGAGGACGGAAGAGGAGGACGAGAACGAGGACGGCCAAGGGAAGGAGAAACGGAGGCAUUAUGUGGACAUACGAGAUGGGGACGUGUUUAAAUGCGUUGGGGCAACGUUGGUAGCGAUGCACACGCCCGGACACGCGGAGGAUCACGUGUGUUUUCGGCUGUUAGGGGACGAGGAGGACGGCGGCGACGCCGUGUUCGCCGGAGAUUGUUUGAUGAAUGGGAGCACGGCAGAGUUUGAGGAUUUGAGCGCGUAUUCGAUGAGUUUGGGGAGGUUGUUAGAAGCGUUCACGAGGUCAAACGAGAAGUUGAGCAGUAUGAAAAGUAAUAAUAAGAGUGGUAGUAACGGCGAAAGGGAGGAUACGACGACGACGACGACAAUACAACGAGCGAGAUGUUAUCCUUCGCACGGCGACGUGAUUUCUGACGGCGAGCGGUUAACCCAGGCGUACUUGAAACACCGAAUAUCGAGAGAGAAACAGUUUUUGAGAGAGUUGACAAAGUUUGGUCAGAGAGGUGCGACGCUUUGGGAACUCACGCGGAGAGUGUACGGAGAUAUUGUCGGCAUCGUCGUAUUGUUGAUGAGCUGUUUGAAAAUCACAAAACAGCACUUGGAAAAAAUGUCCAAAGAUGGGACGGUAUCGGUGAAGAGGAAGGAAAGUGGGAACGUGUUUACGACUGCUCUUUCGUAUUUGCUGGCAAUAUUAUCCUUCGGUUUCUUUGGCGCGUCGACGAAAACGAGGUACGUGGCUGUCAUUAGUAACAAACACGAUUGA
Bathycoccus prasinos is the source of this 1338-nucleotide messenger RNA. Its product is annotated as beta-lactamase-like protein 2. Lineage: Eukaryota; Viridiplantae; Chlorophyta; Mamiellophyceae; Mamiellales; Bathycoccaceae. Bases 1 to 1338 code for a protein of 445 amino acids. The record is from RefSeq and is a predicted model, not a curated record. The transcript has a single exon.